UCAGAGAGAUGGGGGAAAAGUUCCGAGACUUUUAGGUACGUGCAAGUGCGGCAGCGGGACGCGCCUCUGCCGGCCGUCGCGGCGAACUCACCGUUAUUUGCAGCCUCACUGGCUCGCCGGGUUCUGCUUGCUGCUGCUGCUGCUGCUGCUGCUUCUGCUUCGCCGCCUCAUGAAGAAGGUGGAACUCUGAUCCGAGAGUUUGACUUUUUCCCUGCGGCGCGGUAAGCCCCUGCCGAACGCCCUCUCGGAACGGGCUGUACCAACGCCACGGCGUCAACUCUCUGGCAAUCAUUGCUCCAACCUGCCAUGGCACUCUGCGCCGCCGCCUCGUGCUAAAGAAGGUGCCUUCUCUCGCCAUGCCUGCCUGACGGUCAACGAGCGCUUGGAUAUCCGGAGCGGUGUGUUGUUGAGCGUCGAUUAAAUUGGCACCAGCCUUGAAGGAGCAUCCAUGAUCGCCCGCCUGUUUUCCCAUCGCGGCAUAUGCUUGGAGAACAGGAGCCAGAACGCUCUCUUCCUUCGCUCCAAGGCCAGGGCUUCCACCUUUCCUGUUGGUACGUCCAUGGUCCUUUGUAUUUCACUCAUGGCGGUGUUCUUUCAAACUAGCCACAAAAUCAUUGGUAAUCGACUGGUCAGAGCGAGUCCAAUAAAGACGACGUCUACCCCAAGCCCGACUUCUUCUGUCGGAGACGCUUUAACCUCGAACACAACGCUCGCAUCGACUCGAGCCGCACCCUCACCCGCACUCCCCGCCCCCAGCACGGCACCAAUGGCCGCUCUUUCGGCGGUCCUACUUUUUCGGCCCUUCAGUCUCUACGUUCGACGUUGGACUUGGGGAUUGCCUCAAAAGGCACAGUUGGACCGCUGGGCCGCGGUCCAUCUGACCAGACCCCGAGCUUGAGGGGGGCAGGUCGGCUUUGCGGAAUUGCGUCCGGUGGACGCGCUUCGUCUUCGACGAAUUGCCGAGGAGCUUCCCCGGGCGGGCUACCCCAUCCAGGCGCCUUUCGGCCCGAGUGCCCUUGC
Messenger RNA from Aplosporella prunicola CBS 121167, 1020 nucleotides. RefSeq lists its product as uncharacterized. The record is from RefSeq and is a predicted model, not a curated record. Bases 449 to 898 code for a protein of 149 amino acids. Lineage: Eukaryota; Fungi; Ascomycota; Dothideomycetes; Botryosphaeriales; Aplosporellaceae. The transcript has a single exon.